Messenger RNA from Suillus subaureus, 1668 nucleotides. RefSeq names its product cytochrome P450. NCBI's taxonomy places the organism in Eukaryota, Fungi, Basidiomycota, Agaricomycetes, Boletales, Suillaceae. The coding region runs from base 1 to 1668 and encodes 555 amino acids. Gene Ontology annotation, molecular function: iron ion binding; monooxygenase activity; heme binding. The transcript has 12 exons. The record is from RefSeq and is a predicted model, not a curated record.
AUGAAGAUCAUCUCUGCACCCUCUCCAUUGGGUCUCUGGGCGAACGUACGUUCGGUUGGCGCAUUCAAUGUCGCUUAUUCAUUUGUUGCAUUAUGGGCUUUCGUCAAAGUCCUGAGGGCGCUUCGCUGGCGAUUGAAGACGACUCAACUGCGGGGUCCGCCUCGUACCAGCAUCAUAUAUGGCGUUUCGUACGACCUCGCCUUAUCUCAAGAUAGAGGUCGAAUGUAUGAACGUUGGGCGACAGAAUAUGGAGUAGCGUAUAUGAUUCCAAGCGUCCUCGGACAGACUAGAAUCGUGCUGUGUGACCCAAGAGCUAUAGCACAUUUCUACGCUCGAGAGACAUGGACAUAUGUGCAGACGCCCCUUUCGUUGGCGCUCCUGGAGACAUCAAUGGGCCGAGGGUUAUUAUGGUCUCAGGGUGAAGACCACAGGAGGCAGCGGAAGGCUCUCACCCCAGCUUUCAGUAAUGCAGCGAUUCGGAAACUCACAUCAGUCUUUUAUGACUCAGCUUACAAGGUCAAAGGUGCAUGGGAUACUGCUAUAGAAUCGAGCAAAGAUGGCGACGCUGUCAUUGAGGUGCAGAACUGGAUGAAUCAUGUAUCUCUGGAUACGGUUGGCAUUGCUGGUUUCUCCCAUGAUUUUGGCUCGCUCGAUGGAAAGCGCACCAGCGUGACUGAAAUGUUUGAUAGUACUUUUAGAGCCAACCAACAAUCUUCAGCAGUGAACAGAGUUUUUAUUCUGUUUGCGUCAGCGUUUCCUAUCAUUACCAAAAUCCCCACCAAGCGGAUGAAUAUGUUCAAGAAUUUUGGCGUCAUCAUGGGAGAAAUAUCCAACGACUUAUUGACUCGCAGCCGCCGGGAGAAGGAUAUGAAUAUGAGCGGGGGAGACGAGGAGAAGUCCAUCAUUGGAUUGUUGGUUAAAUCCGAAGGCCAGGAUGCCGAGCUUCAUAUGUCGAAGGAGGAAGUGGUAGCUCAGAUCCCUGACAUUCUGCAGAUGAAGGUCUUGCUUCUUGCUGGUUAUGAGACGACCUCUAUCAGUCUUACGUGGGCGCUGAUCGAGCUAUCGCGACAUCCCGAUGUCCAAACCAGCCUCAGAGAGGAACUGCUUGCGUUUGGCGCUGAUCCGACAUAUGACCAAUUAAAGGCUAAUCUCCUAUACUUGGAUGCGGUUGUCCAUGAAGUUUUACGACUUCAUCCUCCGGUGAACGAGUUCAAUCGUCUUGCGGCAGCAGAUGAUGUUAUUCCCUUGAGCGAACCUGUGCGCACGAAGUCUGGGGAAAUGACGGACAGUAUAUCUAUAGCGAAAGGGACAUCGAUCACAGUAUCAAGCGCGGCGAUCAAUCGCUCUUCAGCCAUCUGGGGACCUGAUGCAAAGGAAUUCAAACCUGAUCGUUGGCUGACUGAAGACGGCAUCAGUGAGAAGGCCAAGGAAGUCCAAGGUCAUAGGCAUCUGCUGACAUUCGUCGACGGCCCAAGGACGUGUCUUGGCAAAGAUUUUGCGCUCACGGAAUUCAAGACGGUUUUAUCGGUUCUGGUGAAGAACUUCGUGUUUGAGAUGCGGGAUGGACCUGAUACUCCAGUCGAAAUUGUGAGGGGGAUUUUACCACGUCCGCGGGUUGUUGGAGAGGAUGGUAUUGGGGUGCCUUUGAGAAUUCGUCGGUAUGAAUGA